GGUAAUACACCAUUACACCUCGCUGUGAUGUUGGGCAACAAAGAAUGUGCUCAUCUCCUUCUGGCACACAAUGCUCCGGUCAAGGUAAAGAAUGCCCAGGGCUGGAGCCCCCUGGCUGAGGCCAUCAGCUAUGGAGACAGACAGAUGAUUACAGCACUGUUGAGAAAGCUGAAGCAGCAGUCCAGGGAGAGUGUGGAGGAGAAGAGACCGCGCCUGUUAAACGCUCUGAAAGAGCUGGGAGACUUUUACCUAGAACUUCACUGGGAUUUUCAAAGUUGGGUGCCUUUACUGUCCCGUAUCCUGCCUUCCGAUGCAUGCAAGAUCUAUAAACAAGGUAUUAAUAUCAGGCUUGACACUACUCUCAUAGACUUCACCGACAUGAAGUGCCAACGAGGGGACCUCAGCUUCAUCUUCAAUGGCGAUGCUCCCCCCUCUGAAUCUUUUGUAGUUUUAGACAAUGAACAGAAAGUUUACCAGAGAAUACAUCAUGAGGAAUCGGAAAUGGAGACAGAAGAGGAGGUGGAUAUUUUAAUGAGUAGCGAUAUCUAUUCAGCAACUUUGUCUACAAAAUCCAUCACGUUUACACGUGCCCAAACCGGCUGGCUUUUCAGGGAGGAUAAAACGGAGCGUGUGGGAAACUUCUUAGCAGACUUCUAUUUAGUAAAUGGCUUAAUCUUAGAGUCCCGAAAGAGGAGAGAGCACCUCAGUGAGGAAGACAUUCUGCGAAAUAAAGCCAUCAUGGAGAGUCUGAGCAAAGGAGGGAGCCUGAUGGAGCAGAACUUUGAGCCUGUACGGAGACAGUCACUGCCCCCGCCUCCCCCGAACACCAUUACCUGGGAAGAGUACAUGUCUGCAGAGAGUGGAAAGGCUCCCCAUCUUGGAAGAGAACUUGUCUGCAAAGAGAACAAGAAAACCUUCAAAGCAACGAUUGCUGUGAGCCAGGACUUCCCUCUAGGAAUUGAAUCACUGCUGAAUGUUCUAGAAGUAAUUGCACCUUUCAAGCACUUUAACAAACUUCGAGAAUUUGUACAGAUGAAGCUUCCUGCAGGUUUCCCUGUAAAACUAGAUAUCCCUGUAUUCCCAACCAUCACAGCCACUGUAACGUUUCAAGAGUUCCGCUAUGGAGAAUUUGAGGAGUCCAUCUUUACGAUACCGGAUGACUACAAAGAAGAUCCAAGCCGUUUCCCCGACUUAUAA
Molecule: messenger RNA, 1197 nt
Organism: Staurois parvus
Lineage: Eukaryota; Metazoa; Chordata; Amphibia; Anura; Ranidae
Source: the annotation of a GenBank genome assembly